AUGAAUCUAUACGGGUCGUCAAUGAUGUUCACAAUGGAAGCCAACAAGGAAAAUAUUCCACCUGGAUCACAAUUUGGCUUGGCCGAUCUCAAAGAGCCCAUCGUUCUUCCCGUCGCCCAAAAUCACCCGCACCCGCACCCGCUCCCAACUCCCAAAAUCACACCAAAACCAUCGCCAGCCACUUCGCUCCGAUCAGAUGCCUCUUUUCUACCAGGUAAGAAGAUCUUUUUUGGCGCCCAAAAAUUAGCUGAUAAGAAUUUUGUAUAGUUUUUUUUUGGUUAUCAGGGGGAACGGGGUAAACAAAUAUAGGCAUUUAACCUUACUUGAGAAGGGUCAUUUUGAUAAGGACUCUUGAUAAGGAGUUUCUAGAGAGUUCGGGGAAAUUUCAUGAGUUCUAGUGGUGAUUUUCAGAUUCUCGGUGAAAUUUAGGGCUUUUGGACACCCAUUUUCAUAUGGUUAGGUAUAAUUUGAAAAAUUGGACCUUUUGGUGUACACCAUGGUGACAAAUUGAGAUUUCAAGGGAAUUUCAAGGGUUCCUACUAUUUUUUUCAGAUUCUCGGUGAAAUUUGGGGCUUUUAGACACCCAUAUUCAUAGGGUUUAGAGAAUUUUUAAAUUUUCGGGAUUUUGGUGUACACCAUGGUGACAAAUUGGGAGUUCUAGGAGUUCUCAUAGAUUGUGACGUGGAUUUUCGAAUUUCCCGUAGAAUUUCGAGUUUUUAGACACCCAUAUUCAUAAGGUUUCCAUUAUUUCGAAAAAAUUGGCAUAUUGGUGUUCACCAUGGUGUAAAAUUGAAAAUUCACCAAAUCCUAUACAUAUGGAUGUCUAAAAACUCCAAAUUUCACCAGGAAUCCGAAAAUCAGCACCAGAGCUUCUGAAAUUCAAUAGGAACCCCAGCUUCACCAAGGUCCACACCAAAAUUUCGAAAUUUUCAAAAUCCACCAAAACCCUAUACAUAUGGGUGUCUAAAAUCUCCAAAUUUCACCAGGAAUCCAAAAAUCAAGCCCAUUUUCUCCCAAACGCUUCAGAAUUUCCAAAACCAACAAAUUCCAGAUUCUCCAGCAGUGAAUACAUCAGCAGAUGAAGCAGAAGAUGAUCUGGAAUCCACGUCACGAAAAGAGAAAUCACUUGGACUUCUUUGUCAACGUUUUCUAAUUGCGAUGAAUGAAGAAACUCGGGCAAAUGGCACAAAUGAAGUGCAUUUGGAGACUGUGGCAAGAAAAAUGAGUAAGAUACCUUUUUUGGGGGAUUUUUGAGCUGAAAUUAAUUUUUGAAAAUUUUCAGAUGUGGAGAAACGUCGAAUCUAUGAUAUUGUAAAUGUGAUGGAAGCGCUGGAUGCGAUGGCAAAAACAAAUAAAUCAUAUUAUCAAUGGCAUGGAUUAGAGCAGUUACCCAAACUUAUGAUGGAAUUACAGGUUGGUUGGAAUUCUGGGGGGAAAUUGAGAUAGACUAUAGUUUGGAGCCUAGGAUCUGAUGGGGAGAAUAGUUUUCGAAUUUUUGAAAAAUCUCGAUUUUGAGGGAAGUUAUGGGGUUCUAAACAUGGAACUUGAUAGAAUUUUUUUUAAUCUGAAAUUUUCUCUGCGUCUCUCAGAUUCUCUUGCUCUCUAGAUCAAAAUUGAGCUUUUUUGAAAAUUAUAAAAAUUUUAAAUUUCUGAAGAUUUUUUUCGAGUUACCCUAACUCAGCUUAAAAUCCACAUUUUCCAAAAAUUCCUGAACCCGAAUUUUCAAGUUCCUCUAACUCCACUCCAAAUUAACCUAUUCCAAAAAUUCCAAAACCAAGAAAAAUCUGACUAUCAAGUUACUCUAACUUUGCUCAAAAACAUGAUUUUUCAAAAAUUUCAGAACUAGAAAAUAUCUGAGUUUUCAAGUUCCCCUAACUCCACUCCAAGCUAACCUAUUCCAAAAAUUCCUGAACCUCCCGAACCCGAAUUUUCAACUUUGCCUAACUCCACUCCAAAUCAACCUAUUCCAAAAAUUCCUGAACCUCCUAAAUCCAAUUUUUCUGCAGAACGAAGCAGUAAUGGAACAUCUACCCGAAAGGGUUCUGCGAGUCGAGCAAGCAAUGUGCUCAUUCACCGAGCUCUCCUCCUCCUCCUCCUCCUCCACAUCCACUUCAACUUCCUCCAACUCUUCAAAUUCGCAAUCCCUAGUCGGCUCAUUUGCUCCGUGUACUUCUCGCGAACAAGACAAACCCUCAUCUGCUCAACCGGUGAAAACCGAAAGAUCUCGAGUGGAUAAUCGAGAUCGACAAGGCCGAAAUUCGCUGGCUCAACUAUGCCGCCGAUUUUUGAUGGUUCUAUUGAGUAAUCCGAGAAAUAUUCGGAAGGUUUCAUUGGAUGUUGCGAGUACUGUACUUAUCAAAGAUCCGGAGACUGAAGGAUUUGAACCGCCGAGUCGAAGUCGAUGUAGAAGAUUGUAUGAUAUUGCAAAUGUGCUGGUGGCUUUGGGGUUGAUUAAAAAAGUGCAUUAUUUGUUUGGCACUAAGAAGAUCCCACUUUUUGUAUAUUGUGGUCCAGAACCGGAUGGUUAGUGCAUUUUUGGGGCAUUUUCAGAGCUCUAGUGCUCAUUUUCAGAUUUCCCGUGAAAUUUGAAGAACAGAAUUUCACGUAGAUCUCGAAUUCACCACUAAUUUUCAGCCUAAAUUUCAGAUUCCACGUGGAAAAUGAGCCUAGAAACUUUCUGGUGACCCCCCUGAACACCUAUUAAAAGGGGGGGGGUCACUUUUCCUCGAAAACUUCAUUUUCUCCAGGGAAAAAAUAUUCUAGAACAGAAUUUCACGUAGAUCUCGAAUUCACCACUAAUUUUCAGCCUAAAUUUCAGAUUCCACGUGGAAAAUGAGCCUAGAAGCUUUCUCGUGACCCCCUGAACAUCGAGAAAGGGGGGGGGUCACCUUUUCCCCGAAAUCCUCAAUUUUCUCCACGGAAAAAAUUUUCUAGACCAGAAUUUCACGUAGAUCUCAAAAAAAUCAAUAAUUCUUUCAGAAACCGCUACAUUCGAUGUCUACACUUCAAUCGAGCGCCUUCUAUCCGCUCCCCAAUCCACCCCAGUCACUCCAACUAUCAAAGCAACAACGGAUAAAUUAGUUCAACAGCUUUCGGCUUUUGGAAAACGAUCGAGCUCUGAAAAUCAGCUAGGAUCAACUAAUCGAAGUUAUCAUAAGGUUCCAAAGUGAGUUAGAGCGCAUUUGCUCAAAAAACAAAACAAAAUUUCGAAUUUUUAAAUGAGGCCUAUACCAUUUUGUUGGAAAUUUUACGGUGAUUCUGAAGAUACCCUAACUUGCCUCAUAAUUUUGAGUUUAAGAGGGUGAAAUUCGCAUUAGAGCGCAAUUGCUCAAACCAACCUAACAAAAUUAAUUGCAGGACUGAGCCAACAAUCAUCCCAAUUUCGCCACACAGUUCAUCUCUAAUGAUGUUCGCUGAAUUGGCAGCGGCUGAAAGUUUGAGAAUGCAAAAUUCGCCGAUUCGAAAUAUGCUCUUCCCCGCUUUCCUGAAUAAUCAUCCAAUUCGUCCAACUUGCUCAACACUGCCUUUUGCACGGAAUUCGCCGAAAAAAGUGAGUUGGAAUGGAGAUUUUUGAAAUCAGCGGGAAAUUUGGAGGGUUUUGAUAUACAUUUGUAUGGGGUUUGGGGGAUUUUCAGUUUUGGCACCAUGGUGUAAACCAAAAUUCAAAAUUUUUCAAAGAAUUCAGAACCCUAUGAAUAUGGCUGUCUAAAAACUCCAAAUUUCACCAGAAAUUCGAAAAUCACCAAGGGAAACUUUGAAAAUGCUCAGAACUCUCAAAACAUUCGAGUUUUGCGAGCAUUCAGAGGUUAAUCAUAGUGAAUCUAGAUUUCUAGAAGACGUCAUCGGUUCUCGUGGUGAUUUUCGAAUUCUCCACAAAAUUCGGAGUUUUUUGAGCCCCAUUUUCAUAUAGUUAGGGAAUUUUUGAUUUUUGUCACCAUGGUGUACACCAAAAUUCGAAAUUUUUUAAAGAAUUCAGAACCCUAUGAAUAUGGGUGUCCAGAAACUCGAAAUUUCGUGGGGAAUCCAAAAAUCACCACGAGAAUCUUCGAAACUACCUGGAAAAUUCAGCUUCACCAUCUUGGUGUUCACCAAAAUCUAAAAUUUUUUAAAUAAUUCAGAACCCUAUGAAUAUGGGUGUCAAAAUUCUCCAAAUUCCACCAGGAAUCCGAAAAUCAUCAUGAUUUUAACCCUAAAAUCAAUAUUUUCAGCCUCACUGCCCAGCACCAAUGAAACAUUCGAUGUCAAACAUCCUGAAUCCGACGAAUCUCAAAUCCACAGAAAAUCUCAAUCUCAAAUUCCCACCAAAACCACCUACAGUAAUCCUGGAUCACACCACAACUUCGCCAUUCCAAUUAGUGCAACAAAAAAAGCAAAGAGAAAAGUGAGUUGACAUUUUUUGGGGUGUACAUAUGGCGCAUCUUUUUUUGUGACGCAACACAGAUUGCGUCAUUUUUCUAUGCGCCAAAAAAUACUUGUGGUAAGGUAUUGCGCAAUUUUAAGAGCCCGCUACCAUCUUUUUUUUAGCACCCCCUACUAAAACAAAAGGGGGGGGGUCACCAGAAAUUUGAGGGGGGUCUCGAAAAAUUUGAAUUUUAUUUUUUGCCGCCAAAAAUCCGAUAAGUUCAAAUAUUCUUACUGUAAUAUUUGUUGGCGCGAAAUUUUGAAAUUCAAAUUUUCUUUGUCCAAAAAAUAGUUUAAAAUUUUUUUUUUCAGAAAAAUCUUUGGCGAAAUUCAAAAUUUCCAAUAA
Molecule: messenger RNA, 4747 nt
Organism: Caenorhabditis angaria
Lineage: Eukaryota; Metazoa; Nematoda; Chromadorea; Rhabditida; Rhabditidae
Source: the annotation of a GenBank genome assembly